AUGGCCGCUCUGAGCCUGCUGCUCCUGGGCGCGCUGCUCUGGGUCCCAGCAGGCACCCUGACCUGCUACGGGGACUCGGGGCAGCCUGUGGACUGGUUCGUUGUCUACAAGCUGCCGGCCAAUAACGGGUAUAAGUACUUGGAUGCGGACUCAGGGGGCUGGCGCGACGGGACGGUGACCAUCGACAACCCCAACGGAGCCGUAGGCCGCAGCUUGCUGCCCCUGUACAAGAACACCAGCCAGCUUGCCUUUCUACUUUACAAUGACCAGCCACCUAAUCCCAACGGGACUCAGGACUCUUCCAGCCGGGGGCACACGAAGGGAGUGCUGCUUCUGGACAGAGAAGAGGGCUUCUGGCUGAUCCACAGCGUCCCAGGCUUCCCUCCACGCGAUGCAUACCGCUGGCCUCCCCAGGCCCACAGAUAUGGCCAGACCCUCCUCUGUGUGUCUUUUCCGUUCGACCAGUUCUCAAAGAUUGGCACCCAGCUGAGCUACACCUUCCCCGACGUGUUUUGCCACCGGCUGGAAGGGGUCUUCCUCGAGAAAUUGCCUGGCCUGGCCGAGGUGGCCAAGGGCCACCAUGUUCUCAGCCGGCCCUGGAACAGCAGCGUGACACUCACAUCCAAGGCAGGGGCCACCUUCCAGAGCUUUGCCAAAUUUGGGAAAUUUGGAGAUGACCUAUACUCUGGCUGGUUGGCAGAAGCUCUUGGAAGCAACCUACAGGUCCAGUUCUGGCAACACUCUCCUGGCAUCCUGCCCUCCAACUGCUCUGGGCCCCAGAAAGUGCUGGAUGUGACCCAGAUAGCCUUCCCCGGACCAGCCGGGCCCACGUUCAGAACCAUGGAGGACCACUCCAAGUGGUGUGUAGCCCCAGAAGGGCCCUGGGCCUGUGUGGGCGACAUGAAUCGGAACCGUGGGGAGGAGCACCGGGGUGGGGGCACGCUGUGCACCCAGCUGCCUGCCUUCUGGAAAGCCUUCCAGCCGCUGGUGAAGGCCUGGCAACCCUGUGAGAGAAGAGCAGCACCUGAACUCCAGAAAGCCCCACAGAGCACGUAG
Pipistrellus nathusii (Nathusius's pipistrelle) is the source of this 1056-nucleotide messenger RNA. The record is from the annotation of a GenBank genome assembly. Lineage: Eukaryota; Metazoa; Chordata; Mammalia; Chiroptera; Vespertilionidae.